AUUUUCAGAAAUAUUUUCGAAUUGCGAUAUGAUAACGCUCAAGGCUCGAGUGUGGGGGGGCUUAAAUUUUGAGGUAUUUUUUUGCCGAUUUUCUUUAAAUAUCGCGGUGGAAAAUGGUAUCCUGUUGUUCAGCACUUGGUUGUAAGGAAAGAGCUACGAGAGGCAGUACUGUAACAUUUCACAGGUUCCCGAGAAACCCAGACUCACGUGAAAAGUGGAUUAGAGCCAUGAAAAGGAAGAAUUUCGAACCAACCAAAAACUCUAGACUUUGUGAGAAACAUUUCACUCCGGAGUGUUACAUUGAAUUUCCUCGAAGAAAAAGAUUAAGGGAAAACGCAGUUCCUGUCAAGUUUGAUUUUCCCGCAUUCGUGGAGAAUGUCCAGCCAGAGCAGAUUCGUUCGAUACAAUUUGUUGACGUUGAUGCCGUGAAGAACAAUUCUGUUCCUAGCCUUUCGAAUAGUCGAACUGUGAUCGUAAUUGACAAUGUGAUUCGAGCAAGACGUGCAGAAGCCCCAUCAUCUUCCUGCAGUUCAGUCAGUAAUUCCAGUCUCCAGAAUGUGAAGAAUGUGAUUCUAGUAAGGCGUGUUGAAACCCCAUCUUCCAGCAGUUCAGUCAAUGACCCCAGUCUACAGAAUGUCAACAUUUCUUUUCCUGUAAUCAAGUCGUGCUAUUCUCUGAGCAAUUCUGUUCCUGUAGUUUCCAAAAUACCGAUUGCUCCAGCUCCACGUGUGCCCAAUUUGAUUUCGGAUGAUUGUACGCAAAAAAGACUGAUUAAUAAAACGCACCAACUAAAAAGGAAAUAUAAAGAACGUUUACGAGUUAUGGAUAACGUAUCGAAACAACUGAGAAAAAGAAAAUCAUUUUUAGAGAAUCUACUCAUCAGAAUCAAAGAAAAACAAUUGACUAGCGAUGAUGAUGUUACUGAUUUAAUGGAUUGCUUUGUAGCGGAAGAAGAAGAAGAAGAAGAUUCAUGCGACAGUGAUGAAGACAGUUUAGCGAAUGCUGACGAAUUUGAAAAAACCAUCGCUUUCAUCGACAGCAAAAUAUCUAAAUUUGAAAAGGCAGUAAAUGACAAAAAUAAAAACAUUUUACCGAGAGAAACUGCUGAAUGUGAAACGUUUGGAUUGAAAGUUGAAUCCACGCUGAAUAGUAUGCCAGAAGAAAAUGCUUCGAAUGCUAGAAAUCAAAUCUUAGAGGUGCUGAAAAAAUACAAAGGAAAAGUACUAGUCAAAAUGUACGAAGAAUUUAAAGAAACAUUUUCAGGUCUCGAAAAUGUAGAAAUCAACGAGGACUAAUAAUUUUCAAUUAACAAGCAGGAUUCGUGAGUCGUAACCCACGUGUAAUAUUACGUUUCGAAAUUAUAAACGUUACAAAACUUUAUAUUUGUUAAAAUUACAUUUUUACAAUACGAGUAAAA
Molecule: messenger RNA, 1417 nt
Organism: Planococcus citri (citrus mealybug)
Lineage: Eukaryota; Metazoa; Arthropoda; Insecta; Hemiptera; Pseudococcidae
Exons: 5
Coding region: 114-1295 (393 amino acids)
Source: RefSeq, a predicted model, not a curated record